Messenger RNA from Porites lobata, 7675 nucleotides. NCBI's taxonomy places the organism in Eukaryota, Metazoa, Cnidaria, Anthozoa, Scleractinia, Poritidae. The record is from the annotation of a GenBank genome assembly.
AUGGCAAACGAUUCACGUCGACAUGAUUUGUGCAAAUUGUUCAACAAAUUUAAGAAGGAAGAACUUCUUCGUGGACUUAUUGAACGAGGUUUCUUGACGGAUGAUUCGCUAGACACAGAGGGAACGAAAAAAUCUUUCGUGAAUCGAAUUGUGAAGAGCUGCUUCCAUGGCGAAGUGAAGACUGACCAAGUAGCCUUAAUGGAUUUAUUGUGUAAGCAAGUCUCUUUGACUUAUGUUUGCUAUUCUCUACGAUACUUCUAGUAUUUUAAAAAUAAAAUAAUGCUUAUUACAAGGUACUUUUUGUCACUUGAUAGUUGAUGAACAGAUACAGUUGCCAGACGUUUCCUGGGUUUCUUUGAGAAUUUUUAAAGAAGAAAAGUAAAAUUUAUAUCCCAUAAAUUAUAUAUCAUCCAUGUUAUCCAUAUUAUUAAAAUGUUAUUCCAUUACUUGAGACGAAACCAAAAACAUUGAUACUACAUUUCAGAUCAUCAAACACAUCCACAUUGCAAGAAAUGGACUGUUUACAAGCUUGUAGGUUUUGGUAAGUGGAGAAAUGACAAUGGGAUCAAUAUGCUUUUUUAAUAGAGACUGUAUAGUACCACUGAAUGACAAUGACAUCUUUUUAAAAAUUCAUUCAUAAAUGGUCGUACAUGUAGCCUGAAUUUCAGACAUUCCUUUGAGUCAUAUAUAUACCCUUCUCAGAGAAGUACGCGACUCAUGGUAGCUACAGAUUACUGAACAUGUACAGAUAAUUGAAUUCUACAUUUGACAAGCACCUAACAUAGACUUAAGUAGUCUCUUAUUCUGCUGUUAUUUCGGGUUCAGUGUCAGUGCAAUUCUCAGCUGGCAGAGCUACGUCUGGCAACCUGAUAAGCAGACGGCCCCUACUUAUGUAGACAAUAAUAAAUUUAUUAUCUACCCCAGAACAUAACAUACAAAUAGUUCACUGUAUCCCUGGUCAUCCUUAUCUGGUGAUGUUUCAUUGGUCAUUUCUAGAACUAACAAUUAACUUCUAUACUGUAUGUUGAGAUGAGGUUGGGGACUAUGUAUACAUACUCAACACCAUUUUAUACAGAAGGCUCCGCCCCGAGGUGCAACCCCUUACCCUUUUUUUAUACCAUUUUUUGUGUACCUCCAUUGAAAAAUGAUGCCCCUUUCACAUAGCUGAUAGCAAGGACCUUCUUAUUAUUUUAUGUAGCCUUGAGCAAAUUAAAUAAUUUAUACAACAAUAAGGUGCUUCAGCUUGAAAGAUUUUAGUUAAUGCCCUUUUAAUUAGAUAGCUAAAUUGCAAAUUUUCUUACUCUUUCGUAAACUUCAGCUCGAGAAAUCCCCACCCUUUUACAGUGCAUAUACCCAAAGCCUGAAAAACCGACUCCUUUCUGGUGGAGCCACCCCUCAUUAACCAUCACAGGAAGUAUUCCCCUUCCUGGGAUGUUGAGGAGGAAAUUAACUCAUAAAUUCACUUUCAUAAAGGAAAUAAAGGGAGAUGACGGUAAAGAAUCAAGUAUGAGAGGACACAGAAACAAUCUGAGCCCCAGAUGGCAUUCGAACCCACGACCCUCCUUGUUCUACCUUCAUCCCCUUAUAUGGAUGAUUCUUUACAUCUCUCUUUAUUUCCGUUCGGUUGUAAUACUAAUAUCAGCAGUAUAAAUUCACUUUCAGUUCCUGAAAAAGUGCUGAAUACAUCUGAUCCUCUGGCAUUUAAAUCUCAAUUGGAAUCCUGUUUAGGACUCUACCUUAAAGUGGUUAGUAAAAGUACUGAAAACAGUAUCUUUAUGGGUCUUACUUGUUUCAGCAUUUUGUCAACCCCAUGCAAGCACCAAAGCCAAGAAUCUUUUGAUUCUGUUAGGGUUGUUUUGUGUGAGAGAAAUGAAAAAAAUCUGGUGUUCUACAAUGCACUACGUACUUCAUUUAAAGAACAAAAAACCCCUGAAAAAUUUAUCGUGUUGCAGGAUUCUCUUGAAGCUUUAGUGACCAGUGAAAAUGAUUUCACAGUUGAGCUAGUUACUUAAAGAAAUGACUUUUAAGUGAGAAAAGUACAUCCAUUGCUUUGUUUCUCAACACUUUUUAACCCUUUUUCCAACAAAAUAAACACUAUGAUAAAGCAAAUAAAUGUCAUGGUAUCCUCAUGACUAAAAAUUUGUUCCCCGGUUGCCCACAUCUUUUUAUCUGAUCCAUUUGCUCUCCUUUAAAUUUUCUGGACAAAGCUGGUGUUUUCUAGGUUUUCCAUGGUCUUUUUGAGGGUAGGGUAACAUCUAAAUGGCCUGCAGAGGUAUGAUAAACAUUGUAUGUAUGUGCAUGCCUGUCCCUUUCUGUCUUUUUCAGUUUUUAUGAAUUUUCUUUCUCCACCACAACUAGCUAAUCACAAGACUGCACAAUCCUGUACAAUAAUUUUAAUCCUUUUAAUAGAUGUACUGCAAACAAUAUAAUGUUUAAUAAUUCCAUGUCUAUGUAUUUAAAUUUUGGUUCCAAGCAUGUCUUUGUUCACUUGUGGAAAAACAGUCUGUGGACCUGGCUUCACGUUUACGAGCGAGGCUCAUCCAGCAGUUUACUGGCCAGCAACACUGUGUUCCUAGUCUACUAUCCUAAUGCAGAAUAUAUCUUCAUGUCCACUAUCAAAGCUGCCCAUAAACAGUACAUCUUACAGGUAAAGGAAUAUAACAUUGACAAGCAGUUCUCUAAAUUUAUAAUAUUAUUAUAACCAAACACUUGAAGCUUUCAAUAGUUCAACAUUUUUCUUCUGUUCCCUCUCACCUACUGUAUUUUGAAUGGUCUUUCCCUGCAGUUGUUAUACAGUUGUACAUGUAGCUGACAAAAAUUUGCAUGUAUUUAAUAUUAAAAGGAAAGGGGCCCAGCCCAAAUUAAGUACAACAUGCCCAUUACAAUAAAUAUUCACUGUAGUUUCCCUGUUCCUUAGCACUUCAUUAUGUUGGGGUUCCAAAGUUCUUGCUGAAUCUGGACAUAAGUAUUACUGAUCAAACCAUGACUAUACUGCCUGUAAGUGCAUGAUAUGGCCUGGUCAAUGAAGGAGAUUCUUAGAUCAUCACAAAAUGCCAGAAUUAACAGUGCUGUCAUGAAUUCACUGACAAAAAUGUUGCUGUUAUUACAUACCAACCCAAUACCAACCCUCUCCUUUGGGGAGCAAGGGAUGGCGCAGUGGUGAGAGCGCUCACCUCCCACCAGUGUGGCCGGGUUCAAAUCCCGGCGUUGACGCAUAUGUGGGUUGAGUUUGUUGUUGGUUCUCUCCUUUGCUCCAAGAGUUUUUUCUCCGGGUACUCCGGUUUUCCCUUCUCCUCAAAAACCAACAUUUCCAAAUUUCAAUUCGACCAGGAAUCAGGUAGACGAAGAACCACUUUGUGGAUGUGCUACCCUCCAAAUCAUUAUUUAUUUAUUUAUUUAUUUUAUUUAUAUUUCUACUUUAUUUUUAAUUUACAUCAGGAUUUCUAUCACAGCAUCCUAACUGUCAGUCCACUUUUAUAACUUAUAUAAGCAAAUGAUAUCAAAAUGUUCUUUCCUUUGUAGACACUUUCAUCUUUGCUGCACUGUCAGACUCUAGAAGAAAUCAAGUUGUCAGGAAGAGAUGUGUUGUCACUAAAGGAGCUUGUUCUCAACAAAAGUAGUCAGGUAAAGGGACAUGGCAGCACACCUACCAUGAUAGUAAACUGACUUUGAAGUUCAUUAGUGUUUGUUUAUUAUAAACAGCCCAGUGUAAGAAUACUACUUUCUUAUUCAGAAAAAGUAAAACUUUGGGUUUUCCCAAAAGUAAUGUACUGCACAACAGUACUGUUCUGUGGAUAGGCAGGGGUUUCAAUAAGCACCGACGGCUGUCAAAACGGGUUGGCUACUUUGGUCAUAGAGGUUCAUUGCUUAUAGGAAUUGAUUGUGUGACUGAUAAUAAUACUGAAAGCUACAUGUACAUUUUUUCGAUGAAAAACAGCCUUUUUUGUCCUCAAAUUUAGUCCCCAGAACACUGAAGAUCUCCUUUUAGGGCUUUGAAAUUUCACAAUUUUCUGGGGCAGAACAUGUCCAGUCCCCCUCCCUCCCUGUAAAAAGGGGACCAACGGCUCCUUGUUGAUGCAGUCGGUUACAUACUCUUUUCAAACCUGCUGGCUACUUCAAUUCUUAUUGAAACCUCUGGAUAGAGGCAACUCAAAUUUCUUAAUGAUUGCUUUCUAGCAGCACUGAAUUGCCCGUUAAUAGGGCAGAGUCAUUUCUAAACAGUAGGUGUCAUCAGGGUGUAUAAGAUUCAUCAAUACAAGUAAGGAUGUAAAACAUGUAGAGGGUUCCUAAGGUGCUUAUGAGCACCCCCCCCUCCCCCCCUCAGUGGGUAAAAUCAUUGCAAGCAAUUCCCUUUUUUUCUGAUCGGAUUCUUUCAGGGUGCCUUCAGCAAGUACAGAUUAAACCAGAUUGAAGGAAACCCUCUCAGUCGAAAAAGAAAGCGAGAAAAAGGUUAUAAUAAACGUGUUCUUCAGGUCUACUGCAUUACUGUUUUUUAGUACCCUCCUGUAGAUGUUUUGAUCAUGAACACCUUUCUUAUUGUGUAUUUCUAUGGACACAUACAAACAAAAAUAAUUAAUUUCCAAGUCACGUCAUGAAAUUAUUUCCUUCAAAGACAAUUGAGUUGGUCACACAAGUCCCUUUUUGGCUCAAAGCGUUUUUAGUGGCUAUGCGCCAUCUGAGAACUCAAUGAAUCUAAGAAAACAGGCGGAAUGCAAGCAGUCUAUGUCAUGAGCCUUAGGGAUACUCCAUUAUUACAGGGACUAUAAGCUAUAACGUACUUGUGGGGUAAGGGUAAGAGUUUUAGCCUAAAAAUGUUUUUUAAAAUCCUGAUUGUAUGAUUGGUGCAGCAAAGCAAAUGUUUAAAGUAAACAAAUGAAAAACAGCUUUAAACUACAGGGUCUGGAAGGAAAAUAUAUACCUCUUGAGAUCACAAUUUUGGUCCAAAGCAGUACACCCUGAGCCGAAUUCUCCAGGAAUACGUCCCAGUGGGAUUGAAGUUUGGGUGCUAAAACCACACUGAGCUAUUAAAUUUUAGAAAUAAUGGAAAGCUAGACCAUCUCUAUUAGGCUCAUCUGUUCAACACAAAUAUAACUUACACCAAAAUUCUUAGCCCUAUACUCCCCAGAUUGCUCCAUGUCAAAAUUCAGUCAAAAUCCAAAAAUAAUUCUCCAGGAAUACAUCCCACUGGGAUUGAAGUUUGGGUGCUAAAACCACACUGAGCUAUUAAAUUUUAGAAAUAAUGGAAAGCUAGACCAUCUCUAUUAGGCUCAUCUGUUCAACACAAAUAUAACUUACACCAAAAUUCUAAGCCCUAUACUCCCCAGAUUGCUCCAUGUCAAAAUUCAGUCAAAAUCCAAAAAAUAAUUUAUUUUGUGUUUGAGGGGCUAUACACUGCACUUUAAAUUGGCAUUCUAGGAGUUGGAGCCACAUGACAUUGAUAGUUUCUCAAAACAAACUCUUGAUUACAAACUCAUGAAGACAGUGUUGAGAAAUAAUUUGGAAUUCAUUCGCAUUAAAAAAUGCAUUUCUUAGUUUCUCUAUCCACAUGGGAAUUCUUGCAGGAAGUUGUUACACAGUUUUUUUCUCCCUUCAUUUUAAAGCAGAAGUAACAAUGGAAGUUCAAAGUCAGGAAAUCAAGAGUGAAAACAAAGAGGAAGAACAGCAAAGACAACAACUCACAGAUAAUGCAUUUGGUCCUAAUCCACAGCCUGUUCUUGAAAAAGUGGAAUUUAAGGUUUGCUCUUCCUACUACCAGUAAAAUAGCCUGCAUAGCAGGCGCCAGUUAUUUUUUUAAAUUAAAAAGGCUGUGCAAGGGGAGCAUGCCCUAAAAAACAAAACGGCACCUGCUAAGCAGGCUACCAGUAAAACUAUAUAUGGCUAAACAGUCCUUGUAGAGGUGUGAUCAAGGUUGGGUGAAACCUCUUCAACAAUAGGAGUUAUUUCACUUUUAAUGUUCCACAUACUUUAUCAACAACCACCGAUAGGAUAUGAAAAUAAUGUUGAAUUUCUUUAUCACCAGUCCAGGGGUCAACAAUACUCAAUUGGACAAGAGCAGUCAUAACUCACAGAAUGAGAAAAGUUUAGUUGCAAAGGUUGAUCUGAUCCAAUCUGACCCAUGUUUUGUCUACAGCCCAGCAGUCUCUGAAAAAGAGUAUUUACACCACUGGAUUUUAUUUGCAGGUGCAGGAGUGGGUGUGACUCAGAAGGUUUUAGGAUUGGGGUAUAGUAGGGUUUGAAUCCUAGGACCUUCAUUUUUAGUCAUACCUGCAUGCACUUAAAAACAGACAAGAGGCAUAGAACUUAUUUCAGCGACCUGCUGCUACAUGAUAUAAUUUACUGUACACUAAACUUAACUCAAAACCUUCAAUACCCACCACCUAAAAAAAAAUGGCAACAUUUCUUUGAUUUUGUUCCAUCUUGUUCACUAAAGUAAAGUGAAAACAUUAACAUGGCUUCAAAGGACUUCUUGCGACUCAGGAGUCCAUGUUACAAGUUGAUAAUAUACUUUUUAGAAUUAUUUUACUUGACCUGUGAAAUAGGUACUAGAAUACUACCUACUAUUAUGCUCUAAUUCUAUUGUCUUCUUUUGUUUACCCAGGGUGCAAAGAAAGUCAUUUUUACAGCUUACCAUUCGGGAAAGCUGCAGCUAACAUUUACUAGCCCAAACAUCAUUUCAACUAUGCCCCAAAAACACUUUGAUGAGCAGAUUGAUUUCACAGUUCUUCUGUAAUUUGAAUUCCUCAGAAAACUUCACUUGCCUGUCUGGCAAGUUAAUAAUGGUAAUUGAACUGAGUGGAGUGCAGUUUGGUCUGAAAUCAUACGCGUGUUUUCAAAAUCGAACGAGCGCGCAGCGCGAGUUUGAUUUGAAAUCACAAGUAUGAUGUCAGACCAAAAUUGCACGACACGAAGUUCAAUUACCACUUUAUUACAUCCAUUUUGAAAUCGCAGAAUUUAGUCAGUACUAAUACUUUAUUCACCGAGUAGCUGGUUUGUUAAAAAGCCGAAACAAAAAGGCUUUUACAUCUCAUUUUGUAUUCGAAACAGAAAUGAUGCGAUAUAUAGAACAAAAAUGGUGCGAUUUAAAACAGAAAUGAUGCGAUUUAGAACAUGAAUGACGCGAUUUGGAACAGAUGCGAUUUAGAGCAAAAAAUGGUGCGAUUUAGGAAUAAAUCACACUGCUGAGAGCCAAUCAGAUUGCACGGAUAGCCAGUGAUUUCAAAGUGGAUGUAAUAAAUAGCAGAAUCCACUAACCCGACAGAAAAAUCUACUAGCGCCGGGCUAUCGGACACUACUUUCUUUGCACGCUGGUUUACCUCUCGCUAUUUUGCACAAUUUGUUAGUAUUUGUUUCACAGUUCAAGUAAAAUCACUCUACCCACUUGUAUCUACUGAAUACAUGUAUUAAUUUACUGAAAACUUUGUGUUUUAAGAUGCAAACAAAGUUACGCAGUGGUGACCAACACUUGCCCUGGCAACUCAACAGACCCAUAUCCUGCAAUGUUAGAUUUGAAGGACCAAGUGUCAUAGAAGGAAUAAAAAGUCUUGGAGCACAAAGCUUUGUUGAUGUACCCUUGCCAUCCUACCUGGCCAAUCUCCAUUCCCAGUCCAAGAACUCCUUCUUCCUGACAGAGAUGAAAACCACCAGCCCUGCAACUGGAAGUACUCAACAACAAUAA